Molecule: messenger RNA, 2362 nt
Organism: Carlito syrichta (Philippine tarsier)
Lineage: Eukaryota; Metazoa; Chordata; Mammalia; Primates; Tarsiidae
Gene: DET1
Product: de-etiolated homolog 1 (Arabidopsis)
Exons: 6
Coding region: 245-1897 (550 amino acids)
Biological process (GO): positive regulation of proteasomal ubiquitin-dependent protein catabolic process; protein ubiquitination
Cellular component (GO): cullin-RING ubiquitin ligase complex; nucleus
Molecular function (GO): ubiquitin protein ligase binding; ubiquitin-like ligase-substrate adaptor activity
Source: RefSeq, a predicted model, not a curated record
ACUUCCCUUCUCGCUGCACCGUACUUCCGGUGCCUAGCGGAAGCGGGCACCUACAGCCGCGGGCGCCGGGGUCCUAAGGCAUGGCGGGGGCGGGGCUGGGGGAGGCGCGCACGGAGCGGGCUGAGGCAUCCCUCGCCUUGGCUCUCUGAGCCCGGACCAGACAGGUGCUAGGAAUGCAGCAAGGAAUUAGACAAGAUCCCUGCUCUCUUGUAUAGGGGUACAGAUACUAAAAAGAGAUGUGAUAAUGGAUCAUCAUGUUUCCACCAUCAAGCCUAGAAGAAUCCAGAAUCAAAAUGUCAUUCAUCGCUUGGAACGCCGGCGGAUCAGUUCAGGCAAGGCAGGUACCCACUGGCACCAGGUCCGAGUAUUCCACCAGAAUGUCUUCCCCAACUUCACAGUUGUCAACGUUGAAAAGCCUCCUUGCUUCUUGCGUAAAUUCUCUCCUGAUGGACGCUACUUUAUUGCUUUUUCUUCAGACCAGACAUCUCUCGAAAUCUAUGAGUACCAGGGCUGCCAGGCAGCAGAAGACCUAUUGCAGGGAUAUGAGGGAGAGAUCCUGUCCAAUGGCAAUGAUCAGCGGUCAGUCAAUAUCCGGGGCCGGCUUUUUGAACGCUUUUUUGUCCUGCUGCACAUUACCAAUGUAGCGGCCAACGGUGAGCACCUUAACCGAGAGUGUAGCCUCUUCACUGAUGACUGUCGGUGUGUCAUUGUGGGCUCAGCUGCCUAUCUCCCGGAUGAGCCUCACCCUCCUUUUUAUGAGGUAUAUCGGAACAGUGAAUCAGUGACCCCCAACCCACGAUCCCCUCUAGAGGACUAUUCUCUCCAUAUCAUUGACCUUCAUACUGGCCGCUUAUGUGAUACGCGCACAUUCAAGUGUGAUAAAGUUGUCUUGUCACACAACCAGGGACUGUACUUAUACAAAAACAUUCUGGCCAUCUUGUCAGUGCAACAGCAGACCAUCCAUGUUUUCCAGGUGACUCCUGAAGGCACUUUCAUUGAUGUACGGACCAUUGGCCGCUUCUGCUAUGAGGAUGACCUACUUACUGUGUCAGCUGUUUUCCCUGAGGUUCAGCGAGACAGUCAGACAGGCAUGGCCAAUCCCUUUAGGGAUCCUUUCAUCAACUCUCUCAAACACAGGCUGCUGGUAUACUUGUGGCGCCGGGCAGAACAGGAUGGUAGUGCAAUGGCCAAGAGGCGCUUCUUCCAGUAUUUUGACCAACUGCGGCAGCUGCGCAUGUGGAAAAUGCAGCUUCUGGACGAAAACCAUCUGUUUAUCAAGUACACUAGUGAGGACGUAGUGACACUGCGAGUCACAGAUCCAUCACAGGCAUCUUUCUUUGUAGUGUACAAUAUGGUGACAACAGAGGUGAUUGCUGUGUUUGAGAAUACGUCAGAUGAGCUUUUGGAGCUCUUUGAGAACUUCUGUGACCUUUUUCGUAAUGCUACCCUGCACAGUGAAGUCCAGUUUCCCUGCUCAGCUUCUAGCAACAAUUUUGCAAGGCAGAUCCAACGCCGGUUCAAAGACACUAUCAUAAAUGCCAAGUAUGGAGGGCACACAGAGGCAGUACGCCGCCUGCUGGGUCAGCUCCCCAUUAGUGCUCAGUCUUACAGUGGUAGUCCCUACCUGGAUUUGUCUCUCUUCAGCUACGAUGACAAGUGGGUAUCUGUCAUGGAGCGGCCCAAGACUUGUGGAGAUCACCCUAUCAGGUUCUAUGCCCGGGACUCUGGCCUCCUCAAGUUUGAGAUCCAGGCAGGCUUGCUGGGCCGCCCCAUCAACCACACAGUGCGACGCCUUGUUGCCUUUACCUUUCAUCCUUUUGAGCCUUUUGCUAUUUCCGUGCAGAGGACUAAUGCUGAGUAUGUUGUCAACUUCCAUAUGCGACACUGCUGCACAUAGGUGCCUCACCAAAGCCAGCCUAUAUGGUCUUCCAAGUCUUUGCCACCUCUUAUCUCAGUAGAUUCUGAGACGAAAGCUCCUGACUACCGGCUUUGUUGGUUCCAGCCUGGUGUACCUCAAGUGGGAGAGAGCCAGAGAGGAGCGAGGUUGUUCAACUAAUGUAAUUUUUAUGGAAUACAAUAUUACUACUGAUUGAUUGAAAGUCCUCUUCCCUUGUCCCUAUGGGAAUGCCCAGCAUUAAUUAAGUCCAUUUCAUUUUUGCUUUUCUUUGCGUUUUAUUGCUAUGAAGAUGAAAGCAUUACACCUUUAUCCCCUUCAUAUCACUUCUUUGGCAUUAUGUUUGCAGCCGGAAGCAGGUGAAUCUUGUCUACUCAUGAGAACUAUGUAUAUUCUUUCCACUUAGUCAACAAGCAGGGCUAUCUUUAUAAGAAAGAAAAAUAAAGCCUUGGUAUUUUCUUACUUAAA